This is a messenger RNA of Melozone crissalis (California towhee), 1124 nucleotides long. RefSeq names its product solute carrier family 25 member 10 (gene SLC25A10). The record is from RefSeq and is a predicted model, not a curated record. NCBI's taxonomy places the organism in Eukaryota, Metazoa, Chordata, Aves, Passeriformes, Passerellidae. Gene Ontology annotation, biological process: phosphate ion transmembrane transport; succinate transmembrane transport; oxaloacetate transport. Gene Ontology annotation, molecular function: oxaloacetate transmembrane transporter activity; antiporter activity; malate transmembrane transporter activity.
AUGCGUGCGGGGUGGGAGCGAGGAUUCCGGAGCCUGCGGCUGCCGCGUUCGCCGCGUCGGGGAUGCGAGCCCCGGGCCCGCCCCACCCCCUUCCGGUACCGGGAGAGGGCGUGGCUUAACGGAAGGGGGCGUGACCUUGUCCCGGUGAGGGCGUGGCUUGUGGCAGCAGCGGCGCCCAUGGCGGAGCAGCGCGUUUCGCGCUGGUACUUCGGCGGCCUCGCGUCGUCCGGGGCCGCCUGCUGCACGCAUCCCCUGGAUCUGCUGAAGGUGCACCUGCAGACGCAGCAGGAGGUGAAGAUGAGGAUGACGGGGAUGGCGUUGCACGUGAUCCGCACCGACGGCUUCCUGGCGCUCUACAACGGGCUGAGCGCCUCGCUGUGCCGGCAGAUGACAUAUUCCUUGACUCGCUUUGGCAUCUAUGAGAGCGCAAAGAACCGCCUGAGCCACCAGGGGCCUCCCCCCUUCUACCAGAAAGUGCUCAUGGCUGCAGCAGGAGGUUUCACUGGUGGGCUUGUGGGAACCCCGGCAGACAUGGUGAACGUCAGGAUGCAGAACGACAUGAAGCAGCCGCCGAAUCAGCGGCGCAAUUAUUCCCAUGCCCUGGAUGGCAUGUACCGUGUCUUCCGGGAAGAGGGCGUGAAGAAACUCUUCUCAGGAGCAUCAGUGGCAUCAAUCCGUGGGGCCCUUGUCACUGUUGGACAGCUUUCCUGUUAUGACCAGGCCAAGCAGCUGGUUCUCGCUACUGGAUUUCUGUCGGACAAUGUCUUCACUCACUUCCUGUCCAGCGUCAUCGCUGGCCUGUGUGCCACAUUCCUGUGCCAGCCCCUGGAUGUGCUCAAGACCCGCCUCAUGAACUCCCACGGGGAGUACCAGGGAGUCACUCACUGUGCCGUGGAAACCGCCAAGCUCGGACCACUUGCCUUCUACAAGGGCUUCGUUCCUGCUGCUGUCCGGCUGGUUCCUCAGACUGUUCUCACCUUUCUGUUCCUGGAGCAGCUGCGCAAAUAUUUUGGGAUCAAAGUGACCACCUGAGUCUGGGGGACUGGACCCUGCCUUGCCCCAGGGGGGUGAGCGUGUGGGUCACCCCCAAGAUCCCAGAACCCCUCUCUGCUCUCUGGGGCCAG